UAUAUUACUUUACUCAACUGGUAAGUGAGGAACCCUAAUUUUACACAAAGUUUAAUUACAUUUGAAACACUGUAUAAUUCACUUUAUAGAAGUAAAAUGACCAUUCACUUUAAAAUCAAAGCUUUCAAAAUGAAGUCGUUUGAAAAUAACGAUCUUUUCAAUUUCAUAUCAAUGCAAGUGAAAAUUCUGAAGCUAUUCGGGCUUUGGUUCUACAUUCCUCAUAAAGUUAUAUCUUUAAAUUUUAUGGUAAACGUAUUCAUAAGAAUUGUUUUAGGUUUCUUGAUUUUCGUAUUGCCUACCGUUGGACAAGGAUUACAUAUUCUUGUAUUGGUCAUAUCAAGACAGACUGAAAUACAGGAUAUAGCUAGCGAAAUAAACAUGCUUUUGAUGGAAAUUAUGAUAUCUGUGCAAUUAUUAGAUCUGCAAUGCCGUCGUCAACAUUUUUCUAAAUUACUGGAAUAUCUUAAUGUAUAUGAGUUUUCCUACACAUGUUGUCAGGAAGAAAAUAUAAUCAAAAAAGGAAUACGGUCGUCUCGAAAAUUAUUUUUUGGUCUUAUUACAUUAGCGACAUUUGAUUUCCUACUUCACACUGUUCUAAUCACUGGAUGGAAUGGUUUUCAAAAUUUACCCGUAGAAAUGAACUACAUUGUCAUUGAUGUUCGUAAGGAACCGGUGUUUACAUAUGUUUUCGUGUAUCAGAUAGUGUACAAGUAUUUAUUAAUACCAAUUUACGCUUCGAUACAAACAAUGCGAUGGUCGUUUUUGUUGUGUGCUAUUGCACAAUUGGAAAUGUUAAUUAUGAAGUUGAAAAAAUUUAAAGAUUAUAAUAUUGAAGAUUACCAAGACAAGUUUAAAAAAAUCGUACUUCAUCAUUGCUCUAUCAUAAGAUUUGUAAAAGAAAUUGAAAACGUAUUUGGAGGACAGCUUAUACUAUUUUUUAUACUUAACGCAUGUGUCAUGUGUACGACAUUACUACAAUUUGUAUCGAAUAAAAGCGUAUUUGAUGUCCUAUGGGUUUUUGGAUUUUUAUCAAUAUUGUCGUUGAUGCUUUUAAUCGACUGUUAUUAUGGUACAAUUAUUACAGAAAAGAGUGACAACAUAUUUUCGGUAAUAUACAGCAAUCCUUGGAUUACUUUACCACAGUUCUUGAAAAAAUAUAUAAUAAUAACUAACAAUCAACGGUCUCUGGUAAUAAGGGCAGGAAAACUUAUUCCUGUCUCGAUUCAGACAUUUGCAAAGGUAAUGAAUUGGUCAUAUCAGGGAUUUGCCCUCUUUAAUCAAAUGAGAAAGUGA
Molecule: messenger RNA, 1293 nt
Organism: Danaus plexippus (monarch butterfly)
Lineage: Eukaryota; Metazoa; Arthropoda; Insecta; Lepidoptera; Nymphalidae
Product: odorant receptor 85f-like
Exons: 9
Coding region: 97-1293 (398 amino acids)
Biological process (GO): sensory perception of smell; detection of chemical stimulus involved in sensory perception of smell
Cellular component (GO): plasma membrane
Molecular function (GO): olfactory receptor activity; odorant binding
Source: RefSeq, a predicted model, not a curated record